AUGGUCAGCGCAUCAGGCCGUAUCACUGCCUCAUCCUACCGCCGCACAUCUGCCGCCAGCAUCAGGUCCUCAUCAUCCUGCGCCGCCGCCCUACCAACAUCCGUCCCAGCAUCCGCCUCCAUUCUCGCGGCCUCCCGAGCUGCCCUUGUCCCGCCUCUCCCUCCCUCGUCAGCGCAUCCACCUUACCCGUCCUAUGCCCCUCGAGAGCCGGUUGUGAAACGAGAUCCUGCCGAAGAGAACUCCCUUCCCCAGCUGCGCCGACCAAACUCGACCGGUGGCGUUGCAGAGGGUCUUCAGCCCGGUCCUCAUGGUCCUCCACAUCCGAAUCCUCCUCCGCCUCAAGACGAUCCGCGACGACAUAUGAGUUACGACGGCGGGCCAUCGAUGCCGCAUUCGCCGGCCAUGUAUAGGCAACCCCAGGGUUACCACCCUCCUCCGACGCCGGUCGCUCAGCACCCACCAUAUGACGCUCCUCACGUAUACGGCCCUCCGGCCUCCAUGUAUCCCGUAGAGAUUGCCACCAGUGCCAAGCGGAAAGCCCAGCGCGCCUCUCAGGCUUGCGAUAGUUGUAGGCAGCUCAAAGCUAAAUGCGACGAGACUAAACCUUGCAAAAAUUGCAGGGAGAAAAACAUCGACUGCAAAUAUCGAGAUCCCCCGGCAAAACAGCCUGAUAAAGUUACGGCGGAUUUGUUGGAGAUGCUCUCCACUAUGAGGGACGAGUUGAAUCAUAAGCUGUCAAAUAUUAACGCGGAGCUUACUGGAUUAGCACAGGCUAGUAUGAAUCAGAAUCAGCGGAUGCUUAACCUAGAAACCAAAGUCAAGCAGAUUAAUCCGGGGACCGACAUGAAGGUCGAGUCAAUUGAAGAAGAGGAGCAUCCGGACGAUUUCCCGCCUGGCUCUCCUGCGCCUGCUAGCAAGACCCAGGGCGAAGAAUCGUUAUCAUCUCCGGGGGGCACUGUGGUGGAGCCGAGUCUGACUAUGGAUGAAGCUCACGCUACGUUACAAGAAGCGAACGACGACGAUAUGGAGGAACACCCGGGUCCGAUUGUGACGCCUGGCAGGCCUGCCAUGCCUCCGAACCACACGACAUUAGCAGGUUUACUUUUGAAGUGGCCAUCAAUUGAGAGAAUGGUCCACCAUCUGAUGGAAGCAGAGAAGAUCUAUCACCCUGACGAAUAUCCAAUCCGGCAAGAACAGCAGCGCGGUAUAAUCCGCGUUUUUGGGAGAGGCGAGGGAUUUGAUCAGGACAUUCGUGCCUCAGAUAAAGAGACACCGCCGGACCAUACCAUGACCGACGUUUUGGACGACUGUUCGGAUGUUGCAUCGCCCUCCCCCGUAGGAGAAGCCUGGGGUCAAGUGGGCAGUUUGACGCCCCCUCCCGGUGUCGAGUACAGAGGAGGUGUUGUGAAUGUUGAUGGAAAUCCAGAUUGGGACUCGACGAAGAUCUGGAGAUACGUGCAGAGUUUCAGGGACAACAUCCUUAACAUGCACCCUAUAAUCAUUCCGAGGGAGCUUACGGCCAUGGUCAAAAUAUUCCUCGAUACUCUACCGAAGUCUGAGAAAAGCCAAGGCAACAAAAUGGGCGGGAAUGCAAGAUUCGUCAAUCAGCCGAGUGGGAUUAUGCCGUUUGAAACGGGACAAAAGAGGAAGAGAUCACCUGCCGCAGACGAGCAAACCCCCUCGACAACAUUUGUAAAGCCUGGUCGACCUUAUCGAAGCGUUCACAGCGCCCUCGUCCUGAUGGUUUUUGCCCUGGGCAAGAUUUGUUUACAUAAAGACAAGAUCCCCGACGCAGUUCACGAGUCAGACUCACCAAUGCAUCACUCGCCCUCAGUUCGCAACGGCAUUUUAGCUUCGCCUUUGCAAGGAUCGCCCCCGGGAAUGUUUUCUCAGUCCCAAUCCUCUAACAUGCCGUCUCCUAAGGAAAGCGAGAGGAUCCCCAUGAGUCGGAGACCUUCCCUUCAGGGGAAUCCUUCAGGCUCAAGGGGCCCUCAUUCACAUAAGCGGAAUCUGGACGUCAUCCCCGGCCUCGAAUACUUCGCCCUUGCAAUGGAUAUCAUGGGUAGCCACAUGGGCGGUUUCAAUCUAAAGCACAUCUACGUUCACAUCUUAGCCGGACUGUAUUACGGACAACUGGGUCGUGUACUUGAGAGUUGGUCUUAUAUAUCUCUUGCAAGCCGGAAUUUACAGGUCAUACUCCGUCCGAGUCUUGAUCGCCUUUCGAAGUGGCACGACCAGGGUAGGAGCAUUGGACAGUCCCGUAGGGAUAAUCAGCUGGCAUUUGCCUUCUGGACCUGCCUGCAAUUGGAAAGUGAUAUUCUUGCCGAGCUGCCUCUCCCUCAGUCCGGUAUCUUGCAGUAUGAAGAUAGGAUGCCAUAUCCAAAUUCCGAGUAUGCCGUCAAUCAGGGCUUCUCAGAGCACAUAGUAACUGGUUAUAUUGCACAGCUGUAUCUUCGAAAGCAGCUGAACCAGGUGCAUACCCUUCUCUACGACUCGGAGAAGCAAAGCAAGAAUAGGAACGGAAUCUCGUUGAGCGACCCAGCCGUCGAAGAAGGCGUCAAGCGAAUUGAGGAGAUGCUAGCGAAUUCGAGGAACCGCUGGGUGCCCGGUAGCUACCAGUGGGAUGACAAAGACCCUCCGGCCAAUGACAUACUUGGAGCUCGCCUCCGUGCCAAAUAUUGGGGCUCGCAAGUUAUCCUUUAUCGACCCUUUUUGAGGGCCAUCCUCGAACGAGAACCGUGGCCACCAUAUCACAACCAAGCAGGUUCUCCCGAUGCCCAGCCGUCGCUCGAGAUGGAAGAGAUGCCUCGCAACGUGGAUGCUAGGAUUCUUCACUAUGCCGGCUUGGCAAUCAAUGCCCUCGUCGAGAGUACCCGAGCGUUCCAUGGGAUACCUAGCACCCAACGAAUUAUCAUUACCAACGUAUUCGGAACUGCUCAUGCUCAAUGGGGAAAUCUCUUAACUCUUGCAGCGUGUUUCAAGGAUAGGUAUCUACGCAGGUUCAUCGAUGCGGAGACCCUAAACACUUUGUUUUCUAAAACGAUUUCUUUCUUCCAAACGAUUGCUACACCCACGAGCGCACUAAGAGCGGACAUGAACAUUUUGAUCGGCUUGGCAAAGGAUCUUGGGUUCAUCCCGAACGAAUACGACAUCACAACCUCGAGCUUUUCAAGCAUAGCGAGCGGUGGGCCUGGGUUACCGCCCAUUAGUGACAACUUUCACCCCCCUCCGCCAUCCGCGCUUGGACGACCUCCUCUACCUCCACCGCAAAUUCCUUGAGAGAUUCUGGGUUGUUAAAUUGUACGACUACGACUGCGUCAAACGAUACGGACGAGCGAUGCUGUGGUGUUUUAAUGGGGCUUUUUGGUCCCCCGCUCUUAGAGGUGGGACCAACUGCCCCAUGUUUGGAUUGGUGCGGUUAUAAUGUUCGAUACUAGAUGUAUCGAGGACAAACUGUCAUUUCAUGCCAUGUACAUGGUGACAAUGUCUGGUCGGGGGAGGUAAUCUGUAUUUGGAGGUUUCGCACCUAGCAACGGCGUUUUCGGGAGACUGUCCGGCGCGACAAUGUUUGGUUCUACGGUGCCAGUUUGCAUACUACAGGUACAUUCGAACGUGCUUGGUUUCCGGCAAAAGUAUUUCUCGUUGGUGUUUUUAUACUCUUAUUUUUCUACCCUAUCAUCGUUUGUGGCGCCAGCCCACUGGAGCAUACACUACCGGCGUUUUUUCAUCGAGGCAGCAUUGGAAUAUCCUCUGUGGACAAGAUUUUACGGAAACUCGACAGCUUAGGAUACCCCCCUUUGCGAGAGCGCGCAUCUUUUGUUGUGCUUUUAUAUUACUGCUACUACUACCACCACUACUACUGCUACAUACACACUAUAUAUAUAUAUCAACAUCGACGAGUAUAUACUUAUUAUACUUACUAUUUACAAAUUUGAUACUUACGUCUAUUUCUCUCCUAAUCUUCGCGGUUCCUCAUGGUUC
Molecule: messenger RNA, 3981 nt
Organism: Annulohypoxylon truncatum
Lineage: Eukaryota; Fungi; Ascomycota; Sordariomycetes; Xylariales; Hypoxylaceae
Exons: 7
Coding region: 1-3279 (1092 amino acids)
Biological process (GO): regulation of DNA-templated transcription
Molecular function (GO): zinc ion binding; DNA-binding transcription factor activity, RNA polymerase II-specific
Source: RefSeq, a predicted model, not a curated record